UUUAGACCCAAGUAGUCUCUCAAUCAAGAAUUUUGCCGUCUCUUGAAAAAUUCAAAUUCCUUUUCUUUUUUGUCCCAACAACUAUGACGUAGAUCCGAAUAUAAAUUAAUUAAAAUACACUUUAAUUAAUUAACACUAAUGACUUUUAAAAUAACCUUAAUAGAAACAUCAUAACUUCCAAAAUAACAGCACACCCAAAUUUUAGUAUAUGCCUUAGAUUGUCUCUUUCCUAACAACAUGCAUUUUUCUAACACUUUGAAACAACACAAACAGAAAGAAGUCCACACCAUUGUUGUUAUUAUGCCUUUUCUUCAGAUCAAAUGUAACAAUAAAUUACCACCACUCUCUCUCUCAUCAUCUUCUCUUCCCUCUUUUUCCUCUCCCCCAAAAAAAAAAAUCGAAAUUCAAUCUUGAUAAUUACGCAGUAUGGAAGAACCGGAGCCAAACACGCCUUCCGAUCACAUCUUGGGGUGGAUUGGAGAGUCGAUUUCGUAUUUUCCGACUUUUUUCGAUGAUCCCUAUGAUACUGGUGAUUUCAGUGGCGAUUCAUGGUGGGUCCAACCUCAGGAUCUUGAUCAAGAACUCAUUGGUAGCAGCUCCAACUCUUUCAACGCUGCCAUGCCCACCACCACUGCCGCCGCCCCAACUCCGACGGAGUCAAUAGUUUCCGACCAAUCAUCAAUUCCAUUAGAUUCAACGAAGAAGAGAAAAUUACUUGAUAAUUCAAGCCCAAAAGUGUCCCGUAAGAACACCAACCGUCUGGAAGAUUCCACCGCCGGCGUUGCAGAACCGCCAGCCAGAAGACCGGUGGCGAACAGAAGGGUGAACAACAGGUCGGCCGGAAACAGUAGCAACGGCAAUAACAAAGAAGGGCGGUGGGCGGAGCAGCUGCUCAGUCCGUGUGCCGCCGCCAUCACCGCCAGGAAUCCGUCACGCGUCCAGCAUUUUUUGUACGUGCUUCACGACCUCGCGUCCCUCAACGGCGACGCCAACCACCGUCUGGCCUUUCACGGCCUCCGUGCCCUGACCCACCACCUUUCCUCCAGCAGCGGUGGCAGCGGCUUCUCCACCUCCAACACCUUCGCCGCCAGCAAUCCGAAAUUCUUUAGAGAUUCAUUAAUCAGAUUCAACGACAUAAACCCGUGGUUCAGAAUCCCAAACAAUGUAGCAAACAGUUCAAUCCUACAAAUCCUCGCCGAACAAAAACACCCAACCAAUACUCUCCACAUACUCGACAUCGGAGUCUCGCACGGGCUUCAAUGGCCUACCCUUCUCGAAGAACUAACUCGCCGCACAGGCGGUCCGCCGCCUCUAGUCCGUCUCACCACCGUGGAUCCACCCACCGGAAACAGAAACUCCACCGCCGCCCCAUUCGCACACGGCCCACAAGACUACGAUUUCUCCUCCAAACUCCUCGGGUACGCAAAGGACAUAAACAUCAACCUGCAAAUCGACAGAAUAGAGAAUUUCCAUCUGCAGAAUCUAAAUCCCCAAACGAUCAAAUCCUCCUCAGAAGAAGAAACCCUAAUCAUCUGCGCGCAAUUCAGGCUACACAAUCUGAACCACACCAACCCAGAUGAGAGAACCGAGUUUCUGAAACUGCUAAGAGGCUUAAACCCUAAAGGACUAAUCCUAAGCGAAAACAACGCAGAUUGCAGCUGCAAUAACUGCGGCGAUUUCGCGACGGGGUUUUCGAGGAGGGUGGAGAAUCUAUGGAGAUUCUUCGAUUCGACGAGCAUUGCGUACAAAGGGCGGGAGAGCGAGGAGAGAAAAAUGAUGGAGGCGGAAGCGGCGAAGAUGCUGGUAAGUGUGGGAGAGAUGAGUGAGAAGAAGGAGAAAUGGAGUGAGAGAAUGAAAUCAGCUGGAUUUAGAAGGGAGAUUUUUGGGGAAGAAACUGUUGAUGGAGCUAAAGCUUUGCUGAGAAAGUACGACAGUAAUUGGGAAAUUAGGGUUGAUGAGAAAGAUGGAUGUGUUGGAUUGUUUUGGAAAGGUGAAACGGUGUCGUUUUGCUCGCUGUGGAAGGUUAUAGAUUUUGGGGUUGAGGAUUGUUUGGUUUAAGUUUGGUUUUGUUAUUUAUGAGUGUGAGUAUGAUUGUGUGUUGUAGUGUUAUUAGAGUGACUAAUUAUGAGUUUUUCUUGUUGAUUUGUGAUUUUUAUCCAGAUAUUAUUCCUCAUCCAAACAACACCUACGAAUAUAUAGUGAACAACACCACAUAAAGAAAUUGGUGCAAGAUAAAUCUGGCAAUACAAGUGCAAA
Molecule: messenger RNA, 2256 nt
Organism: Erythranthe guttata (spotted monkey flower)
Lineage: Eukaryota; Viridiplantae; Streptophyta; Magnoliopsida; Lamiales; Phrymaceae
Product: GRAS family transcription factor
Source: RefSeq, a predicted model, not a curated record